UAUUUUUAAGACAAUUCUGCGUCAACUCGCAAUUUAACGUAGUAGUGAGAACUGAAAGGAGAUUUUCUAUUUUUCCAGCUCACAUCUGUGAAUAUCUUACCAACGUGAAUAAUGUGAAAUGCCGAGCUUGUGCUCAGCGGCUGUACGUGUGGACGACCAUCAGUUGAAAGCGCCAUCUAGUGCCUCGGGACUCUACUACGCUGACAUCAUACAGUACGUCCAAUACCGGUAAAGUCCUGAUAAGGAUAUCCGCCGUGAUUUGGAGAUAAGUGGGACUUUUCCUCGUUCCUCCUGCCUAACAAUUGGAUGUUGUGGUUGACCGAGGGUGGAGAAACUGGAGCAGAGUGCGCGAAGGUGUGCGAGCGGGACUUGUGCGCUCUGUAUCUGUACCUGGUCCUGAGUAGGAUGUAGAAGACUUGAUCGCACUGUGCUUUUCUAGGACUCAAAAAUCGCAAAAAUCAUGAGUGGUGUCACAGUUUGGGCGGAGGGGGAUGAGAUAGCUCAGGAGGAGGCACGAGCUUCUCCCCCAUGGUCAGAGGAGCGCUGCGAGGAGCUGUGGGAACGCGUGGAGGGAGUACGACACAAGCUCACGCGCAUCCUCAACCCGGCAAAGCUCACCCCGUAUCUGCGCCAGUGCAAGGUCAUCGAUGAGCAGGAUGAGGAUGAAGUGCUCAACUCCACACAGUACCCGCUGCGCAUCAGCAAGGCUGGUCGUUUGCUGGACAUCCUGCGUGGGCAGGGCCAGCGAGGUCUUCAGGCCUUCAUGGAAUCACUGGAGUUUUACCAUCCAGAGCAGUACACACAGCUGACCGGGCAACAGCCCACACACCGAUGCUCCCUCAUACUAGAUGAGGAAGGUCCAGAGGGUUUAACUCAGUUUCUGCUGCUGGAGGUGCGCAAACUGAGGGAGCAGCUUCGAAACAGCCGCUUGUGCGAGCGGCGCCUGUCUCAGCGCUGCCGGAUGGCGGAGGAGGAGCGCAGCCGUGCUGAGCGUAAAGCUCAGGACUUGCGUCAUGACAAACUACAGCUGGAAAGGCUACGCCAAGACUGGGAAUCGGCCAGUCGCGAGCUGGGAAAGCUGAAAGACAGACACCUGGAGCAAGCCGUGAAAUACUCCAGGGCCUUGGAGGAUCAAGGCAAAGCCUCAGCCAGAGAGAGAGAACUACUGAAUCAGGUAGAACAGCUUAAGUCCAGGCUGCUGGAAGCAGAGAAACAAACAGCUGACGCCCCUGAGAAUACCAAAAUGAACCAUCUUCUCUCUAGUGGAGUAAACGGCCCUCCACCUGCUUUACCAGAAAAGCCGCUGCUUGAGAAAACUGAGAGUGCAGGAACUCAGAUGAGGAACUCAGUGCCACCCACUGGAGUCAUUGCUCUAAUGGAUAUCCUGCAGCAGGACCGCAGGGAGGCUGCAGAGCAGAGACAUGAGUUCUGCGAUAUCAUCGACAGACUACAGAGUGAGCUCCAAAACACCGAAGAGCAAAGAGACAAGUUGGAGUCUCAGUGUGAGCAGCUACAGCUGAAGGUGAGGACUCUCCAGCUGGACUGGGAGACUGAGCAGAAGAGGAGUAUGUCCUACUUCAACCAAAUCAUGGAACUGGAAAAGGAGAGAGAUCAGGCUCUGCGCAGCCGAGACAGCCUGCAGUUGGAGUACACUGACUGUCUGCUGGAUAAGAACCGUCUGCGUAAAAGCAUCGCAGAGCUGCAGGCCAAUCUGGAGCAGCAGCAGAGAGAGCUGGAGAAAGAGAGGGAGAGAUGCCGUGAAAAAAUGGAGCAGAGCAGCUCGUGUCUGCACUGUUCCCACCUAUCUCUGUGCAGUGAGGAACAGUGCUUCGGCCCCUGCUGUUCCCCCGGCCUGGAUCUGAGCCCGCAGCCUAAAAGAACCAAUCUGUUGCCAAGAAAGGUGCCCUCUAGAGGCCAAACCAAUGAAAACUCAGAGGAUUCUGGUUCAAACUCUGAGGAGAAUUUCUUACUGUCGACAGAAACUAAUGAAAAGGAAAUAAACCGUCUCUCCACGUUUCCCUUUCCUCCCUGCAUGAACUCCAUCAACCGACGAUUUAACACAGAGUUUGACCUGGACUCGUGGGGCAGUGAUGAGAAUGAUAACAUUGCAGGUGAGCAGGGCGAACCUUCUUUGUGGGAUUCGUGGAGCUCCUUACAGUCUCAUUUCUUCCCCCCCGACCUCGUCAACCUGCCCACAGUCUCUGCAAAGCAACCCUGUCCCAGAGCGCCCAGGAACCUUCCCUGCUCCCCAUCUCCGAGUCCCCCAACCUCACCAAAGCAUAGGAGAGCAAGUCUAGCUGAUGAUAUCACCAUCGUCGGAGGAAACCGAACAGGGAUAUUUGUCAGCCAUGUGAGAGCAGGUUCCCCAGCUGAGCAAUAUGGGCUGAAGGAAGGAAGUGAGCUGCUGGAGCUGGAGCGAGUCCUGUUUGGUGGGGGAAGUGUGCUGCUGAGUCAGUGCACUGCUGAGGUGACCCACUUUUCCCUGCAGUGGUGGACCGAGCCAUCAACGCUCAAAUUCCAGAGCAACCCAGAAGGAUACUCAGACCUGUGCUCCCAGCUUUCAUCUGCAACUUUUGCAGGCGCCGACUCGUUCUAUGUGCGUGUUAACCUCAACAUGGAGCCCCAUGGUGACCCGCCUUCUUUGGGUGUUUCCUGUGAUGACAUUAUACAUGUCACAGAUACACGGUACAAUGGGAAAUACCAGUGGAGCUGCUCUCUAGUUGACCCCAAAACAGCCAAAGCCUUGCAGUCAGGAUCCAUGCCUAACUAUAACAGGGCACAGCAGUUAUUACUUGUAAGGUUACGAAAAAUAGCCCUGGAGCAAAAGGACUCCAAGAAGAAGAUGUUUUCAAAGAAAUCAUCAGGCCGUGUGCGAUUGGUCAAAGCGGUGGACCCAAGCUGCCGUGGGAUUGGUCCCACACAGCAGGUCCUUUACACACUCAGCAAACGUCAUGAGGACCACUUAAUCCCAUACAGUUUAGUGCAGCCUGUGCAGGUUCAGACCAAGCGGCCGGUCAUCUUCUCACCAUCGCUUCUCUCCCGUGGUCUGAUAGAGAGGCUCCUGCAACCAGCAGAGUCUGGUUUGAAGUUUAACACCUGCCAACCAGAGCCCAUUCAGGCUUCAGAGAGACAAGACAAGAGGAUAUUCUUGUUGGAUUCUUGCAGCCCAGAGCAGGCCCUGGGCAUAAGGCUGCAGUCAAUAGAGGAUGUCAUCAACCAGGAUAAACACUGUCUGCUUGAGCUGGGCUUGUCCAGCGUUGAGGGCUUGCUGAGACUGGGGAUUUACCCCAUCGUCAUCCAUAUUCGCCCCAAGAACAAAAAACACAAGAAGCUGAGGAAGUUUUUUCCACGAUGUGGGGAGGACAACGUAAUGGAAGAGCUGUGCCAGGCAGAGGAGCUGCAGCUGGAGACGCUCCCCAUUCUUUACUACACCCUGGAGCCCAACGCUUGGAGAUGCACCGAUGAGCUGCUGGCUGCUUUACGCACCACCAUCCACAGCCAGCAGAGGGCGAUGGCCUGGGUUGAACUGGAUAGACUGCAGUAGAAGAGAGAUAAGCAGCGUGUGUCUGCCAGUAUCUACCAAGAAUUUCAAAGGAGCCUAGAUUAGGCUGGUGUACAUACAAUUAAACAUACAUUUUGUAAUUCUUAUAAUUAUAGAUAUCCAUAAUAGCCAAGCUGGACUGGCAUUAUAUUAAAUUGCAACUGAUUUGAGCCACACAAGGAAGGUGCCUGUCAGUACUGAUGUACUUUUAGGAAUCUUUAUCAACAGGAAUCAUUCAGUGUUGCUUUUUAACCACACUUAAAGUUUUAUUAUAUAUCUAAACUUUCAAAACUAUAUUCAAGCACACAAAGAGCCUAGUUUUUUGUAUGUAGGCCACAGGUUAUUUAAUUAUGUUAUGCAUGAAAAGCUGAAGCUGUGAGAAUAUAAAGUGUGACAAAGAUCAAAGGUUAGGGGGGACCAAAGCAUUUUUGGAUGCAAUGUUAUCUAUAUUUUGCAUUUACAUUAUACAGUCUAGGCCAGUGUUUGUUUGGACAGUUGGCCUCUUUUCUUCAGCUUAUUUCAUUUUAAGUGAAAUAAUGAAUGCUGCAUUAAGGUGUCAAGCUCAUAUUGAGUGGCUUUAUAUCAAUGUCAAAGAAGAUUCAUUAUUUGAUUUCAAAUUGAAUGCACUGCAAAUUGGACAGAAUGUAAAGCAAAGGGCCUGAAAACAAAACAGGUUUAACUGUCCAAAUACCUUCUGGUCUGGACUCUAAACAGUUAUACAUAUCAUACUUAAAAAGUUAAACUGUGACUUUGUGUAUGUGAACACUUUUUUUUUUUCCUCAACAAAAACUGUGCAGUUUUGGAUCAUUUUAAGUGGACUUUUGGUGACUGAAGGUCAGCAAGUACUGCGUUUGUCUAUGCUGCAGUGUACUUUUUAACUUCUUGUUACAACCAGUUUAAAAAUAAAUGACCUCUGUUUGA
This is a messenger RNA of Archocentrus centrarchus (flier cichlid), 4462 nucleotides long. RefSeq names its product caspase recruitment domain-containing protein 11. The coding region runs from base 461 to 3544 and encodes 1027 amino acids. The transcript is spliced from 24 exons. Gene Ontology annotation, molecular function: CARD domain binding. Gene Ontology annotation, biological process: regulation of apoptotic process. NCBI's taxonomy places the organism in Eukaryota, Metazoa, Chordata, Actinopteri, Cichliformes, Cichlidae. The record is from RefSeq and is a predicted model, not a curated record. Gene Ontology annotation, cellular component: cytoplasm.